Suncus etruscus (white-toothed pygmy shrew) is the source of this 594-nucleotide messenger RNA. RefSeq names its product olfactory receptor 6C2-like. Gene Ontology annotation, biological process: G protein-coupled receptor signaling pathway. The transcript has a single exon. The record is from RefSeq and is a predicted model, not a curated record. The coding region runs from base 1 to 594 and encodes 197 amino acids. Gene Ontology annotation, cellular component: membrane. NCBI's taxonomy places the organism in Eukaryota, Metazoa, Chordata, Mammalia, Eulipotyphla, Soricidae. Gene Ontology annotation, molecular function: olfactory receptor activity.
AUGUCCUAUGAUCGUUAUGUAGCCAUCUGCAAACCUCUUCAUUACACGACUAUCAUGAGUCAAGCAAUCUGCAGAAGACUCAUCUCUGGUUGUUGGAUACUUACACUUUUUCUCAUAGUUCCACCACUUGGCUUUGUACUGACAUUGGAGUUCUGUGAGUUCGAACUUGACCACUUUGCCUGUGAUUCCAAACCUAUCCUAAAAGCAUCAUGUACUGAUACAAGCCUCAUCGAGGAGAUGGCUCCUUACUGUUCUGCAUUUAUCCUACUAGUGACUCUCUCAUUUGUGUUUUGGUCCUAUGGAAGUAUAAUUCGUACAAUCCUUGGCUUCCCCUCUGCCCAAGAAAAGAAAAGAGCAUUUUCUACUUGUUCCUCGCACAUUAUUGUGGUUUCCAUAACUUAUGGUUGCUGUAUCUUCAUAUAUAUUAAACCUUCUGCAAAAGAUGAAAUGUCCAGUAAUAAGGCAGUAACACUAUUAGCUACUUCCAUUUCCCCCAUGUUAAACCCAUUUAUUUAUACAUUGAGGAACAAACAAGUAAAAUCAGCUUUAAAUGACCUGUUAAAAAAGUUACUACCUUUGGGACCUCAUAGGUAG